Molecule: messenger RNA, 2176 nt
Organism: Papilio polytes (common Mormon)
Lineage: Eukaryota; Metazoa; Arthropoda; Insecta; Lepidoptera; Papilionidae
Gene: Hsc70-3
Product: delta-aminolevulinic acid dehydratase
Exons: 8
Coding region: 408-1601 (397 amino acids)
Biological process (GO): heme biosynthetic process
Cellular component (GO): cytosol
Molecular function (GO): ATP-dependent protein folding chaperone; zinc ion binding; porphobilinogen synthase activity
Source: RefSeq, a predicted model, not a curated record
GUCAACAAGUUUAUUUUAUCAGCAUUUAUCAGUUUUAUGGUUUCUACCAGUUUUUACUUUUCAUUUAACGUGUUUGAAAUAAUACAGGAUACCUAUUCAUCGAGGAAGCUACUGAUAAAAAUUAAGUUUUUAUUUAUUUAGUAACUGCGAAUAAAGCGACACUAGAAUUAAAUUCACGGAUUACAGUGAUAUUUUAAUAGUAGAGUAAUUGUUAAUUUAAUAUCAAAGUCUUAAUCAGGAUUUGUAUACUUUUACCUACGUUUAAUUUAUACCGUUUGUUGAAAUAGGCGUACUUUAAAAAUUAUAUAAUAAAUACUUCCUUCCUGUCUUCAUAUUUGAUAUAACAAGUGAAAUCUGCUGUAGUACAAUACGAAUUACAUAAAAGAAGUUUAGAAACAUCAACAAAAAUGGAAAAUCUAUUUCUCGCUCCUGAACAUGUGUUACAAGGUGGAUACUUUCAAGAAAGUCUUCGAAAAUUGCAAGAACCAAAUACUAGUAUUGAACCACACAAUUUAAUGUAUCCAGUGUUUUUGCUGGAAAACGAGGAUGGCUUCCAAUCAGUGUCUAGUAUGCCAAAUGUAUACAGAUAUGGCAUCAAUAAACUUAUACCCGCACUCAAAGAACUUGUAGAUAAAGGCUUAAAGUCUAUACUUAUAUUUGGAGUUGUGGAAACAUUAGAAAAGGAUGCAACAGGUACGAAUGCAGAUUCACCACAAAAUCCCGUAGUGAAAGCGCUUCCGAAGUUAAGAGCUGCGUUACCACAGCUACUGCUCGCUGCGGAUGUGUGUCUUUGCCCAUACACAUCGCAUGGACAUUGCGGUCUACUGACCGACAACGGUGCUAUAGAUCAUGCGGAUUCUGUUAAGAGAAUAGCUGAAGUUGCUCUUGCGUAUGCUAAAGCUGGUGCUCAUAUUGUGGCACCUUCUGAUAUGAUGGACAAUAGAAUCAAAGCCAUCAAGGAUGCUCUGGUCGCUAACAGAUUGCAAAACCAGGUAUCAGUGUUGUCGUACUCGUGUAAAUUCGCGUCGUCGAUGUACGGCCCCUUCCGCGAUACUAUGAAGAGCUCCCCCAUGGCCGGUGACCGCAAAUGUUACCAGUUGCCGCCCGGCAGUGCAGGACUUGCCAUGCGCGCCGCUUGUAGAGACGUGGCGGAGGGCGCGGACUUCCUGAUGGUGAAGCCGGGGCUGCCCUACCUCGACAUCGUGCGACAGACCAAGGACAAGUUCCCGCAACAUCCACUGUUCAUAUACCAGGUAGGGGGAAACUUUUUCGCAGAUGAUGACAAGAAGCUAAAGGAGCGCGUCGAGUCGAGAAACGAGCUGGAGAGCUAUGCUUACUCGAUCAAGAACCAGCUCCAGGAUAAGGAGAAACUUGGCGCUAAGGUCAGUGAUGACGACAAAGCGAAGAUGGAGGAAGCCAUCGACGCUGCGAUCAAAUGGCUAGAAGACAACCAGGACACAGACGCGGAAGAGUACAAGAAACAGAAGAAGAGCCUAGAAGAUGUAGUGCAGCCCAUCAUCGCCAAGCUGUACCAGGGUCAAGGCGGAGUGCCGCCGCCGGGCGCGGGCGGGGAGGACGAGGACUUCAAGGACGAGUUGUAAACUAAUAGGAUAUAACAAGUGAUCAUAACCAAAUGUGAUCUCCGCUCAGUACAGAUUGUACACGCGCUAUUGCCGUGUCGCUUCGAAAUAUAAACUUAGCAUUAAGUGGUAAUCUUACAGCUUACAUUAAGCUAUUAAAUCUUAUAGCUUAUUAGUUCGUGUAUAAUCUGUAUCGACGCACAGAUGCUGUGUGUAGAUCGUUUUGUGUAUAUUUAUUGUUGUGCGUGUUGUUUGUGUGCGUGCGGCGGACUCGAAGUCGAUCUCUCUAGGGCCGGCCGCCGCGCGACGAGCGUCAGGUUGUAUGAAUGUGUCGUGGCUGUAUAAAAUGUUGCAUUUUUAUUUUUAGUGUAAUUCCAAUAGUGUGAGAUGUUUUUUUCUCAAUGGGUCCCGUCUGUUUGCACAACCCUAUGUAUGUCUGCUAGUUCUCGGCGACCUACCUCUGUGUUCUAUACUGUAUAAUUGUUUUGAGACUGCUGAAUAAAUUGUUAGCUCGUAAUUAAUUAUGUAGUAAUUUAAAUAAUUUUCAAUGAAGUACGGAGGAGUACAUAAAUAAAAAGAUUUUUUAAUAAGAUAAA